ACAAAUCCGAGUGUGCCUACAUCCGGCUGCAACUCGCAGCAUGUUCAACAAUAUCUUCUCUUCUGCUGCACGCACCAGCGCGACGUUUAACGGUUCACCCUUGUUGAGUUAGUUAUUCAAUGCAUUUUUAUUUUUUUUGCAAAAGUGUCCCCCUGUAGCUUUUAAGUAUGCAACCCUUUUGCAAAUGACAUCGAACGAGGUCAUGUCUAAUCACACACGUUACCUCAUCUUUUUCCAAUACAUUGGAACUAAAUACAGUGGUGCAGUCAAAGUGCCUCCACAUCAACUGGAGAGAAAAGGGGUCCAAGAUCACUUGGAGAAUGCAUUAAGAAGACUGAGGCCACUCAACCCAGUGUCUGUGUCCAUUUCCAGCAGGACAGAUAGUGGCGUCCACGCUCUCUCUAACUCUGCUCACUUUGAUUUCCAACGCAAGAACGACAAGCCGCCAUUUACUGAGGACAUUUUAAUUGAGGCGCUCAAUUACCACCUCAAACCAGAGCAAAUUAGCGUCACCCGCGCCUAUCGCGUGCCAGAUGACUUCCACGCCCGUUUUCGAGCCCUCUCCCGGACGUAUGUCUACCGCAUCGCCCUGGGUAUUUCCCAUCCCUCUCAGCUUCCCCUGGUUGAACGCGACAUGUGCUGGAAUCUCCGCCACACCGAGCUCGAUAUGGAAGCAAUGAGCGAAGCGGCCACCAUGUUGAUGGGAACUCACGACUUCGGCAGCUUCAGGGCAGUCAACUCCGACAUGCCUUUCAAAAACCCUGUAAAGACGCUGGAUGUCGCCAGCAUACAGCCUGGGAGAGCAUUUGCAUGUGAGCACUUCCACAGAGAGAUUCCAUUUUGGGAGUUGACUUUUCAAAGCAAAUCUUUUCUAUACAAGCAGGUGCGCAGAAUGACGGGGGCCCUCGUGGCCGUGGGCCAGGGAAGGAUCUCACUCACCGAGCUGAAAGACAUCAUGGAGGCUCGGGACACUCUGGCUUAUCCACCGAAUCUCGUUGCUCCACCCCGUGGCCUCUUCCUCACCAGGGUGGACUACAACAAGUCGGAUCUGCUGCUCUCACCAAAAACCUCAACUGAAGUUUUGAUGAGUGAUGCACAAACUCCAAACUGAACAUCCAUUUAAUAAAGUUUUUAUUUAAGCCUC
This is a messenger RNA of Syngnathus acus (greater pipefish), 1144 nucleotides long. RefSeq names its product pseudouridine synthase like 1 (gene pusl1). The transcript is spliced from 8 exons. Gene Ontology annotation, biological process: tRNA pseudouridine synthesis. The record is from RefSeq and is a predicted model, not a curated record. NCBI's taxonomy places the organism in Eukaryota, Metazoa, Chordata, Actinopteri, Syngnathiformes, Syngnathidae. Gene Ontology annotation, molecular function: RNA binding; pseudouridine synthase activity. The coding region runs from base 185 to 1111 and encodes 308 amino acids.